GGGAGUGAGUGUAGGCAACGUGAUCGAGACACACGGGGGGUAUAGUGUCGCCUUUGGCCCCGUAUCGUAGCAGCGUCAUCGUAACUGAUCGACGGUGCAGCGUUGGGUGACUGUUUUUCGGUAAGCCGCCAUUCGUCUCGUAACCUUUCUGAUCGCAAGACAACGCAAGACAAGUGAACUACGCCGCGCAAUCGUCUAUCUGUUCGCCAUUUUGGGCGUCGAAAUGUGUGUUUACUUUUGUGCAUAGUUUAGAAAGAAAUCAGAAGCGAAAUCAGUUCUUACUAUUUACCUGUUGUGUAUCUGAAACAGCUGAUAAUAAUUUUCAAUAAUUCAGGGUGUCUCUUUUCCUCCCAUUAUCACCAUGCUCUUAGCCGUGAGAAUUUAAAUUGUGGAUGUGCAGCAGUGCGGUGGUGAUCAACGAACUCCAGACAAUAUGAGCGCUGUGACAGUUCUGGAUGGUGGCUUUGCCACACAGCUCUCGGUGCACGUUGGAAAGAGUAUUGAUGGAGAUCCACUGUGGAGUGCUCGGUUCAACGCUACCAAUCCAAACGCUGUGUUUCGGACGCAUCUGGACUUUCUGGAGGCAGGUGCUGAAGCGAUCAUGACCAAUACGUACCAGGCCAGUAUCGAAGGAUAUGGCGAGCAUCUACAUCUCAACGAAGACGCCAGUUUGAACCUGAUCAAGUCGACGGUACGUGUAGCGCAGAUGGCCCGGACUCGAUUUCUGGCUUCACGAGUGAGCACCAAUCAACCACGCACCACACCAUUGCUGGUGGCUUCGAUAGGACCGUAUGGAGCACAUCUACACGAUGGAUCGGAGUAUACGGGUAGCUAUGCGACCACGGUAUCGCCAGAUACGAUCCAAAAGUGGCAUCGACCCAGAAUCGAUGCCUGUGUCGAGGCAGGCGUCGAUGUGCUCGGGAUUGAGACGAUUCCGUGCAAGAUGGAAGCUGCAGCACUGUUUGAUAUGAUGUGUGAAGAGUAUCCUAGCGUGCGAUUCUGGAUCUCGUUCCAAUGCAAGGACAAUCUACACCUGGCCAAUGGUGAGCUCUUCAGCGAGACAGUGAACUCACUCUGGGCUAGGGCACGUGCAAGGCGUAACAAGACUUUGCUGGCGCUAGGUGUCAACUGUGUACAUCCACAGAUCGUAACGCCACUGUUUAAGAGUGUAAACGAGCAGAAGGCACCCGAGGUUCGCAUUCCCCUCAUUGUCUAUCCAAACUCGGGCGAAAUCUAUACCGUUGAAGAGGGAUGGCAGGGUAAGGAAGACUGUGUUCCUCUAGAGCACUAUGUACCCCAGUGGGUUGAGCUUGGUGCGCGGUUUAUAGGUGGAUGCUGCAGAACCUACGCUCGAGACAUUCAGCGCAUCAAGCAGGCUGUGGAAACUAUCGCCGAGAAAUCACAUCAAUGAUUCUUCAAAGACUUCCAGCCUAUUGGCUAUGAUAGUUUUAUUCAAUUUUAUAUACUAGACUUAUUCUUAGAUAUUAACGACAAUCACCAUUUAUGUAGUAUCGAUUCUGAUGUUAUUUGAUUUCAUGUUGCAUCGUGUGUCGUUCGAACUUCGUAGAAUCGCGCUGGGAGCCAUUAUCAACCAAGAGAUGCAUGUUGUACCAAGAAGAUUGUAACGAUUUUUCCAACUGUUUUAUCGUCUAAAGUGGUUUUCAUUAAAGAUAUCCGAAAUACUUUUCCUAAGGGAAUACAUCACGCCAGGCGAAUACACAAAUCUUGGACACGGAUUCUGGACCAUUCUACAGACUAAUGAUGAUAGGCUGGACUAACGGAGCACG
Messenger RNA from Anopheles darlingi, 1787 nucleotides. Its product is annotated as homocysteine S-methyltransferase-like. Gene Ontology annotation, molecular function: S-adenosylmethionine-homocysteine S-methyltransferase activity. The transcript has 5 exons. The record is from RefSeq and is a predicted model, not a curated record. The coding region runs from base 434 to 1411 and encodes 325 amino acids. Lineage: Eukaryota; Metazoa; Arthropoda; Insecta; Diptera; Culicidae. Gene Ontology annotation, biological process: S-methylmethionine cycle.